GCUUCCAGGCUUUCAACUGAAACCAACACUCCUUUGGGGUUUUGCUGGUGCUACAUUUUGGAAAGGAUAGCGAUUAAACCAUAAAAUGAAAAACAUUUUGGCAACAAAUCCACAGAAGAAUGGGAUUCCAGGCCUUUGUUAUGAUGAACUGUCAGAGAACAACAUACCUGUGGAUGGAAGACUUCAAAGCAGAAGUGACAAGACUAAUGAAACCAAUGUAACUGAUCCAGCACAAUCCACACUUCCUAACAGCAGUUUUGAUAUGAUCUACAAAAUAGAAGAUGUUCCUCCUUGGUAUCUUUGCAUUUUGCUUGGAUUUCAGCACUACCUGACCUGCUUUAGUGGAACCAUAGCUGUACCCUUUCUGCUAGCUGAAUCUCUUUGUAUUGGAAAAGAUCAGCAUGCUGUCAGUCAGCUGAUUGGUACUAUCUUCACCUGUGUUGGAAUCACUACACUUAUUCAGACAAACUUUGGAUGUAGGCUUCCCUUAUUUCAAGCGAGCGCCUUGGCUUUUCUUGUGCCUGCCAGAGCUAUUCUUGCUCUCGACAAGUGGAAGUGUCCAACCGAAGAGGAGAUAUAUGGAAAUUGGACUUUGCCAUUCAACACAUCCCACAUAUGGCAUCCAAGGAUACGAGAAAUACAAGGUGCAAUUAUAAUAUCCAGCUUGGCUGAAGUGCUGAUUGGCUUUGUGGGCCUUCCUGGAGCUCUGUUAAGUUAUAUUGGACCACUCACUGUCACACCUACAGUCUCCCUUAUUGGGUUGUCUGUAUUCCAAGCAGCCGGAGAGAGAGCUGGAUCUCACUGGGGUAUUUCCAUGUUAACAAUUGUUUUGAUCGUACUAUUUGCCCAGUACCUGCGCAAUGUGAAUUUCUUAAUGCCUGCGUUUAGGUUUGGAAGUGGAUGCACAACAGUGAAGAUUCAAAUUUUCAAAAUGUUUCCGAUUAUAAUGGCUAUCAUGGUUGUGUGGCUAAUUUGCUACGUUUUAACGCUCACCGAUGUAUUUCCAAAAAAUCCUGAACAGUAUGGAUUCAAAGCCCGAACAGAUGCUAGAGGUGAAAUAAUGUCAACGGCACCUUGGUUCCGUAUGCCGUAUCCUUGUCAGUGGGGCUUGCCAACGAUCACAGCAGCUGGAGUGCUGGGAAUGUUCAGCGCAACGUUAGCGGGUAUCAUUGAAUCUAUAGGUGACUAUUAUGCCUGUGCUAGGUUGGCUGGAGCACCACCUCCACCUAUCCAUGCCUUAAACAGAGGGAUCUUCACUGAAGGAAUAUCUUGUAUCAUUGCAGGAUUAUUUGGUACAGGAAAUGGCUCCACAUCAUCCAGCCCAAAUAUUGGUGUCCUUGGCAUAACAAAAGUUGGUAGUAGACGAGUGGUCCAAUAUGGUGCAGUAAUUAUGUUGAUCUUGGGGACUGUAGGAAAGUUCACUGCCCUGUUUGCCUCGCUCCCAGAUCCCAUUCUUGGUGGCAUGUUUUGCACUUUAUUUGGAAUGAUCACGGCUGUUGGACUUUCCAAUCUCCAGUUUGUAGAUAUGAAUUCCUCCCGCAAUCUCUUUAUUUUGGGGUUCUCCAUGUUUUUUGGAAUAACAUUACCAAGUUACUUGGAUGAUAACCCAAAUGCCAUCAACACAGGUAUUCCAGAAGUUAAUCAGAUUUUGACUGUCUUGUUGACAACAGAAAUGUUUGUUGGAGGUUGCCUUGCUUUCAUGUUGGAUAAUACCAUUCCAGGUACAGAAAAGGAGCGUGGACUUGUGCAAUGGAAAGAAGGGGCACUUGCAAACAGUGACACAUGUGUAGAUGUAAAGACUUAUGACUUUCCAUUUGGAAUGACCUUAUUGAAGAAAGUUCAGUGUUUACAAUACAUCCCCAUUUGUCCAGUAUUUAAAGGUUUUUAUUCAAGGAAGAAGCGCAAUGUUGACGUGGCUGAAAAUAUAAAUGGAAAUGGUGACCAUUUUGUUGUUUGCACAAGAGUGUAAGAAGACUCUGUCUCUCUAUCUAUCUUAUUUCUGCAGACACCACAGUGGCUGCACCACAGAAUAGCUUUCGCGUAAUUUACAUAUAGUACUUCUUCAAAUGACUGAGAUUAAAAGAAAAAGUUAAUCUUGCAUAAUCCAUAAUUGGAUCUUGUUUUAAACUUUUAAAAAGUCCAAAGUCUGUAUCAAUGAGGAUAGUGGUUAUUUAUAAUAAGAGGUUUUCAAGCCUUGUGGACUGAAUGAAAAGUCACAUUUCUCAAUAAGCCACUGUAGAUCCAUAAAGGCAGAUGUGAGACAAAGAAAAACUUUUCGUGCCAGGUUACCUUAUGGAUCUUCGAUUGUUUUAUUGAACUCUAUUUCUAUUAAUUAACAAACAAAUAUGGUUAGACAGAAUUGACAAGCAUAUGUGACAACUAAAACUUUCAGCUUCCUUUUGGAGUUUUAGUACGGAAUAAAUAUUUUAAUGUCACAAAAACUAUUUUAUACUCUAGUAUGUCAAACAAUAUUUUAAUAAUGGCAGCUUGCUUUGGUGAAAUCAAAUAGUACAUCAGUUCAACAACACUGUUCAUUAAUCUACAGUGAGUUUUCAUUCCUUGAAAGAAAUAUUGCACACCUUGUAAAUCCUAUACAUUUAAAGAAUAUUUUCUCCCUUUUUGAAGUGUUGUCAGCAUCAGUUAGACUAAUGGCUGCAUACACAAGUCGUUCAUUAAAUGUAUUUUUGAUGUCUGUAUAUAUGAUAUUUAACUGUUAAAUUGUAUUUUCAGAUAUAUUCAGUUUUUUCUUUUGUUUAUAAUGUUCGUUUCUAACUGCCCGCUUUUGAAAAACUUUUAGUUCCAUACAUAGCAUAUGUGCUAAAGAUCAAAGUAGUUUUAAAUUGCUUGACACCAGCACAGUGCAGUCACUACAUUUACAUGAUUCCACCACUUGGAUAGACGCAAAGCAUGUCGGCAUAAUCAUGCAUGAAAUUUGAGAAAUCUUCACUUAUUUUGGGAAAAUAUUAGGGUUUCACUUCUGGUACUGGUUAUUGCAUUGAGAAUGAAAUCAAUACUCAAUUUAAUAUUUAAUUAUGUGUCACAUUUCAAUGGAAGCAAUUUGACAAAUUUGGUGUUUUCAACAGUAAAACAAUUGUGAUAAGUUUAAUGUUAUUCCUACUUAACCGUCUACUCUACCAAAAAAUUGCGUUUGGGAUUGUUCUAGGAUCUACAUAACUUGAGUGUGGAAAGAGGCACCAGAAAAGUCUGUAUCAUGCUAGCUAUUUAUUUGAUUGCUACAAAGUUAGAUACAUUUGAGAUUGUCUUUAGUGUACCUUGUUUUAUGACAUUGAUAAUGGGAUAUAGAAUUUUAAGUGAUAAGGAUGGAAAACUGCUUCUGAAUGGAUAAAUACAUUUUUUUUCCUAUGUGCCAUAUCUGUAAAGCAUACAAUUCAACCAGAUUUGCUAAAACAUUCAUAUCUAACUGAUGCAUGUUUUAAGUAUCUUUUAUUAGAUCUAGGAAUGAUUUUAAUGAUAAAAGUCACUAAUAAAUCUGAUUUUUGUUUAUCCUUGGAUGUUUUGAUAUGCAUUUCUAAAAAAAGAUGGACUGUAGGUUUUCAAAUUAUGUUAAAAUCAGUCUUAAUUGUGUAAUGUUCUUGUUUUUCUUUCUGGAUAACUGCAUUAUGGUGAUGCAUCAAAUUAAAGAUUGGAUUUUGUUAAUA
Amblyraja radiata (thorny skate) is the source of this 3659-nucleotide messenger RNA. RefSeq names its product solute carrier family 23 member 1. Bases 86 to 1969 code for a protein of 627 amino acids. The record is from RefSeq and is a predicted model, not a curated record. Gene Ontology annotation, cellular component: membrane. Gene Ontology annotation, biological process: transmembrane transport. Gene Ontology annotation, molecular function: transmembrane transporter activity. Lineage: Eukaryota; Metazoa; Chordata; Chondrichthyes; Rajiformes; Rajidae. The transcript has 15 exons.